AUGCUAAUGCUAACAUUUUUUUCAUUUUUUUUGCAGGUCUGCGGAGAGAAGGAGCGCCGUUACUGCUGCCCGCGGUGCGGAAAGCUGACGUGCAGCCUGCCCUGCUACAAGCGGCACAAGAAAGAGGAGGGGUGCAACGGUAAGCGAGACAAGGUGGCGUUCGUUGGCCUGAAGGACUUCACCGAUGCACACCUCAGAAGCGACUUCAACUUUCUGGAGGAUGCCAUUCGCUGCGUCGACGGGGGGAGACGCGAGCUGGCUCGAAGGCCCGGCGUCUUAGGCAACCCCAGCAAGCAGCAAAGAAACGCCGGCAGGGGGGGGGCACGCGGACGGGGUAGGGGUAGAGGACGCCAGCAGCAGAAGCGCCAAGGCCAUGGUGACGAGGGGGGCCCGCAAGGUGGCGAGGAGGUGGGGGGCGACGGGGGAGCGCUCGGGUUGUUGUCACCCCGGGGUCAGGGGUGGCUAGCUGGGAUCGAGACCGGCGGCGGCUGUGGCGGGGACCAGUCUGUUCGCCGCACGUCGACACUGCUGUGGAAGGUCGAGUGGGUGUUCUGUACGGCUGUGGCGGUGGAGGGUCAGCGCGCGAGCGGUGCCGGGGGGGGGAGGGGGAGGGGCGACGCGGAUGUGACGGUCUCGGACCCAACGGUAUCCGAAGAGGUCUCGCUACUCGAGGCGGUCGCGAAGCAUCUGGAGCCGAGGCCAGGGAAUGCUCCCUUGCGGCACCGUCUCAAGCUCUUCACAAAACCCUGGGGCGAGGCUGCUGCCGCUGCCACUGCCGCUACUGCUAAGACGUCAGGAGUCGCUAGCAAGAUGGUGGUUACCGGACGACAGCAGAAGCAGCAGCUGAGGCUCUUCCUGCAGCGAGUUCCGUGUGCUGCCAAGAGGCCACUCUACUUGGAGCUGGACGGCGGAGAGCCGUUGGGAACCGCGCUCAAGGGCAAGACGGUGAUCGAGCACCCUACGGUGUACGUUACCCUUAAUGGCAAAGAGACUACCGAGAGGUUCCCGACCCUGGUGGCAGACCUGGAGCCCAACGAUGAUAUUGCCGAGGAUCCUUCUCGAGUGAUUGGGGAGCUGGAGAGGGCGAUGGCACCGCCCGUGCCGGCUGCCGCCUGCUUGUCCGUGAAGGAGGGUCUGCCCCCUAUGGACGGUUUGGCCCCGAUGGACGCGACAUCCUCCGAGGGAGACGAAGGUGAUGACAGCAGUAGCAGCAGCAGCAGUAGCAGUUCGGAGAGCGAAAGCGAGAGCAGCAGCUCUAGCUCCAGCGAGGAGGACGACGCCAGCGACGACGACGACGCCAGCGACGACGACAAUGGCGAUGAGGAACGACAACCCCGCCGCCCAUCCUCGAUGAUGCAGUAGCACCUUCGCAGUUUUUUCUUUGGACCAAGUAAACCGGUUGAUCUCAGCAGACAGGGCACGUCUACAAUUCGCUGACCAAGGAAAGAAUGACUACUACUGUACAGAGUCGACCCCG
Molecule: messenger RNA, 1477 nt
Organism: Ectocarpus siliculosus
Lineage: Eukaryota; Phaeophyceae; Ectocarpales; Ectocarpaceae
Source: the annotation of a GenBank genome assembly